Molecule: messenger RNA, 2270 nt
Organism: Perca fluviatilis (European perch)
Lineage: Eukaryota; Metazoa; Chordata; Actinopteri; Perciformes; Percidae
Gene: snx7
Product: sorting nexin 7
Exons: 9
Coding region: 116-1381 (421 amino acids)
Molecular function (GO): phosphatidylinositol binding
Source: RefSeq, a predicted model, not a curated record
UGUCGCUCGCCUCUCGGUGUCUUUCCGCCGCUCUGAGUCUGAAGUUGUGCUUGAAGUUUACCUUUUACGUUUGCCCCGAUGAGCUCAGUCGGUUUCAACAGUUUGGAAGUAUAAGAUGAGCGGACAGACGGUCCCCGCGGACUUCUCGGGACACAUGCUGGACCUGGACGAGGACGAAGACCUGGAGGUUUUCAGCAAGAACACGUCCCUUGCUGAUGGAAGUCCCAUGCCCAACUCUCCCAGCUCCAUGGUCAACCAGUACAGACUGGAGGAGGAGGAGGAGGAGGAGCAGCAGGACGCCAAUGCCAGAGACCUCUUCGUCAGCGUUGAUAACCCAGAGAGCCAUGUCACUGCCAUCGAAACCUUCAUCAUGUACAGAGUGGUGACCAAGACCACGCGGAGCGAGUUUGAUUCCAGUGAGUUCGAGGUGCGCCGGCGCUACCAGGACUUCCUGUGGCUCCGAAGCAGACUGGAGGAAAACCACCCGACACUCAUUGUCCACCCGCUGCCGGAGAAGUUUGUGAUGAAAGGCAUGGUGGAGCGCUUCAACGACGACUUCAUCGAGACCAGGAGGAAAGCCCUGCACCGCUUCCUCAACAAGAUCUCGGUGCACCCCAUACUGUCUUACAGCCAGCACUUCAAAGUCUUCCUCACUGCAGAGGAUUUGAUGUCUCACAGGAAGCAGGGUCCGGGCUUCCUGAGCAGGAUGGGGGAGACGGUGAGGGCGGUGGCCAACUCGGUACGAGGCCUGAGGAGCCGGCCGGAGGAGUUCACGCUGAUGCAGGAGUAUGUGGACGACUUCAGUAACAAGAUCUGCUCUGUGGACAAAGUCACUCAGCGGAUCAUCAAGGAACAGAGAGAGUAUUUGGACGAGCUGAAGCAGUACAGCCCCACCUACAGCCAGUGGGCGGGGUUGGAGGAGGAGCUGGCCGAGCCGCUGAGGGGCGUGGCCAGCUGUGUGGAGCGUUGCGGUCUGGAAACAGAGGAGCAGAUCCAGCAUCUGUCUCAAGUGCUCGUCCCCGCUCUGCACGAGUACGUCCUCUGCGCCGAGACCCUGAAGGCUGUUAUGAGACGGAGAGACAACAUCCAGGCGGAGUUUGAAGCCAAGAACGAGGCCCUGGCAUCCAGAAGAGUGGACCAAGAAGCACUGCAGGACGAGGUGGACGGUCUGGCGGACCGCGUGGAGCUGGCCAACAACGCCUUGAAGGGGGACUGGUCCCGCUGGCAGAACAGCAUGAGAACUGACCUCAAGUCAGCCUUUCUAUCCACGGCCGAGAAGAACGUGGAGUACUACGAGCAGUGCCUGGCUGUGUGGGAGUCGUUCCUCCUGUCUCAGAGAGCGGAGCCCAGCGAGCAGAAUGAUGGGGAAGAUGCCUCUUAAAGUGUUUAGAUGAUCGAAACGCCUUUCCAGCAGACUCUGUUGUCUCUCCAGCACAACCAAAUAUAGACUUUGAACCAAUGUCCACAUAUGCCAACAGGCUCCGCCUCUCUUUCAUUCUUUCUUUCUUUCUUUCUGUCUGUCUGUCUGUCUGUCUGGCCAAAGAAGUUAAUCCAAACCAGCCAUUCCAGUGAUGAUGGUGCAUCACUAAUACCAACACUGUGAUCCAAAUAUCCACAUGUUAAGGUUUACACUCCCUCUUUGUGCAUUGCCAAAAGUUAAAAGAAGACUCCUGGCUCUUCUGUCCAAUAUUAAGGUGGAUUAGUAUGGCUGUACACCACACAGGCUCUGAUUGGUCGGGAUCCAGCAUGAAGUCCGCCAUGUGUUUUGGCCAAGUCACAGCUAGAAUUUUUUUAUCUAAUCUGACAGUGACCUUGGCACAAAUAAAUUAUCAAUCUGUCUUAAUAAUAAUAGUAAUUUAACAUGCACGCCUUUGACUGAAAGCAAGUUCAGGUCUUGCAUCUAUACUGUGUGUUCUCAUUUAUUUACUAAUGAAGAAUCAGCCAGUGCAGAUUUAUGUAAAGAGUGUACACUGAAAAGUAAAAUUAUAAAAUGUCAUCACAAGAAAUGCAUUGAACAUCUACAUCCAUCUAAAGCUAGAGUUUUCCUUUCAGAAUGCUCUCAGUAACAGUACCAUUGAUCUCCCGGUGCACUUUGAGCAGAGAAGCCUUAAAUGAUCUUGUUGUUUGGGCCGAUAGAGAUUUCACGUUUACACGAAGACCAGCUACAAUGUCUUUGUAACAGAAUGCUCAAAAUAAUCUUGUAAUACUGAUCUUUUUUUUUUUUCUUCUCUUUUUUGCUUUUAUCAUUGAUUAUGUAAAAAAAAAAAAGG